Molecule: messenger RNA, 962 nt
Organism: Drosophila busckii
Lineage: Eukaryota; Metazoa; Arthropoda; Insecta; Diptera; Drosophilidae
Gene: E(spl)m2-BFM
Product: enhancer of split M2 protein
Exons: 1
Coding region: 104-742 (212 amino acids)
Biological process (GO): Notch signaling pathway; sensory organ development
Source: RefSeq, a predicted model, not a curated record
ACUCUCGCGAGGUGCGCACACGCAACGAGCAGACAACAACAACAACAACAACAACAACCACAAUAACAACCACAUAAUAAGCUUCCCAACAAGCUCGCUCGCCAUGUAUCUGGAUACGAAAAACUUGACAGUCAGCAGCAACACAGCUACGACAACAGCAACAACAAUGACAACAAAUGCACCCAAAGUGGCGCGACGCAUGCGUAAAGUUUGGCAGCCACUGCGUAGAUUACUGGCAGUGGGUGGCAAAGGUCGACCCGCCAGCAAACCACAUCCCAACAAUGUGGAUCUCAAUAACACAUUAUUGCUGCACACAGCUGAGCACUUGGAGCAAGCUGACAGCAAGGCCACGCCUGAGGAGUCUUUACACAAAUUUGAGCUGCAGGAGGAGCUUGCACUGACGCCACCGCCACCCAAUACGCCCACACUCAUUAGCAGCGUUUAUGUGGAAAAGGUGAGCGCGCAAAGCUGCAAUGCCUGCCAGCAUGGACGCAACUGCCAGCACAUACAUCACGACAGCAACACAAACAUCAACAGCAGCAACAAUAUUUGCGAGAAUUCUACGCCCGCACCUACGCUUUGGGACCUGCCGCUGCCACUGGCACUGCCACUUCCGCUGCAGUACAUUAGCACCGACAACGGCACCUUUUUCUGGGCCAACACACAAGAGCGCGUCGACGAUGAUUUGCUGCAGGCGUGGCUAUGUCAAAGCUUUAGCCAACUGCCAGGCACACUUUGCUAGCCCAGCUGACAAAAGUUGGCAAGCAAAAAAUAACAGUUAAACGAUCUCAUUUGGGUUGCAGCCCAAAGAACAAUUUAUUAGUUUGUAAGUUGGUUGUUCAACACAUUUAUUUAUUUCUCUCACGCAAUAUUUACUUUGUUAAUGUGAUAUCAAAUUGCAAAUAAAUAUAAAAGAAAACUAUUGUACUACAAAUGAAAAGAAAAGCAAUUUUAAGUUUUAU